This is a messenger RNA of Pseudocercospora fijiensis CIRAD86, 2887 nucleotides long. RefSeq lists its product as uncharacterized. The record is from RefSeq and is a predicted model, not a curated record. The transcript has 6 exons. Gene Ontology annotation, molecular function: DNA binding; DNA topoisomerase type I (single strand cut, ATP-independent) activity. Lineage: Eukaryota; Fungi; Ascomycota; Dothideomycetes; Mycosphaerellales; Mycosphaerellaceae. The coding region runs from base 1 to 2646 and encodes 881 amino acids. Gene Ontology annotation, biological process: chromosome segregation; DNA topological change; DNA replication. Gene Ontology annotation, cellular component: nucleolus; chromosome.
AUGUCUGAUUCCGAAGAUGAUACGCCUCUCGUCGCCAAGUCCAAGCCCACAAUAUCAAAGGCGGACGAAGCGAUGGACACUUCAACGGACAACGUCGCUCCGGGCAUCAGCUUGGCUAACGGACCAGUCGAAGCGAUGGAUAUCGAUAUCAAGCCGACUACGAAUGGCGUCACGAAUGGCGCGACCAAUGGUGCAUCAAGCGGCACAAAGCGAAAGGCAUCUCUUGCGAACGGCAACUACAAAGAUGCCUCAUCAUCAGAAGACGAAGACGAUGUGCCUCUGAAGAAGCGAAAGACCAAAGCCACUUCUGAUGAGUCUGAUGAGGAUGACGUUCCCCUCGUCAAGAAGGUGCACAAGCCGAUCACUCUGAAGGCUGCUCAGAUUGGAGAAGAGUCUGGCGAUGAGCCGAUUGCAAAGAAGCUUCAGAAGGAGAAGCAGGCAAUCGAGAAGAAGGCCGAGAAGGAAGCGAAAGCAAUCCGCAGCAAGGAGGCCAAUGGUACCAAGAAGAAGGCUGUCAAGAAGCAGGCGAGCGACAGCGACGACGACGUGCCACUCAAGAAAAAGGCUCCUGCUAAGAAGGCAAAUGGCAAGGUCAAGAAGGAGGAGUCUUCUGAUGACGACAAGCCUCUCAAGAAGAAAGCUCCGGCGAAGAAGACAGCUGUCAAGAAAGAGGCUGCGACUCCUGUCAAGAAAGGCAAGGGCAAGUACAGAUGGUGGGAGGAUCCGCAGAAAGGCGACGGAACCACCAAAUGGACCACUCUUGAACACAACGGCGUCGUCUUCCCUCCAGAAUACGAGCCUCUACCGAAAAACGUCAAGAUGAACUACGAUGGUGUUCCGGUGUCGAUGCAUAUCGAAGCAGAGGAGAUUGCCUAUGCGUUUGGUGCCAUGCUGAAUUCGACGCACAACGUGGAGAACCCAACCUUCCAGAAGAACUUCUUCGCCGACUUUAAGGAGGUCCUCGAUCGAACUGGUCACGCAACUGACAGCAAGGGCGAGAAGGUGAAGAUCACCAAGUUCGAAAAGUGCGAUUUCAAGCCCAUCUUCAACCACGUCGAUGCAGAGCGCGCAGCAAAGAAAGCUCUGUCCGGGGCUGAGAAGAAGAAGCUGAAGGCGGAGAAGGACGAGGCUGAGGCUCCGUACAUGUACUGUAUGUGGGAUGGCCGGAAGCAAAAGGUUGGCAACUUCCGAGUUGAACCUCCAGGUCUGUUCCGUGGUCGCGGUGAGCACCCAAAGACCGGCAAGUGGAAGAAGCGUGUGCAGCCAGAGCAGAUCACCAUCAACAUUGGCAAAGAGGCAAUGGUGCCGAAGCCGCCGGAGGGUCACCAAUGGAAAGAAGUCAAGCACGAUCAAGAGGGUACUUGGCUUGCAAUGUGGCAGGAGAACAUCAAUGGCGCCUACAAGUACGUCAUGCUGGCUGCCAACUCCGACAUCAAGGGCCAGAGUGAUUACAAGAAGUUCGAAAAGGCACGCGAGCUGAAGAAGCACAUCGACCGCAUUCGAAAGGACUACGAGAAGGAGCUCAAGUCUGAAAUCAUGGCCGAGAGGCAGCGAGCUACCGCCAUGUACCUGAUCGAUCGAUUCGCUCUUCGUGCUGGUAACGAGAAGGGUGAGGAUGAAGCCGACACAGUGGGCUGCUGUUCGCUCAAAUUCGAGAACGUCACUCUUAGCCCGCCGAACAAGGUCAUCUUCGACUUCCUGGGUAAGGAUUCGAUCCGCUUCUACGACGAGGUGGAGGUCGAUCAUCAAGUCUUCAAGAACUUGAAGAUCUUCAAGCGACCACCGAAGAAAGAUGGCGACGAGAUCUUUGACCGACUCACCACUUCCGGCCUCAACAAGCACUUGUCAAACUACAUGCAAGGACUUACAGCCAAGGUCUUCCGUACCUACAACGCCUCGUACACCAUGUCUCAACUCCUGCAGGAGAUGAAGGCUGAGGGCACCAUUGCUGAAAAGGUGCUCGCCUACAACAACGCGAACCGCCGAGUUGCCAUCCUCUGUAAUCACAAGCGUACCGUGGCUGCCAGUCAUGCGCAGCAGAUGGAGAAGAUGGAAGAGAAGAUUAAGGGACUUCGAUACCAGCAGUAUCGCGUCAAGCAGAUGAUCCUCGCCACCGAGCCGAAGUUGAAGAAGAAGAAGGGUGAAGAUUAUUUCGCCCUCCCCGAAGGCCUGGACCGCGAAUGGCAGGAGAAGCACCACGAAGUUCUCGUCGAAGAAGCCCGCACCAAGGUCCAGAAAAAAUUCGACAAGGAGAACGAGAAGCUCGAGGCGGAAGGCGAGAAGCCAAUGAAAGCCAAAGAGCUUGAACAGCGCAUGGAGCCUGUCAAGGAACUUGAAGCUAAGCUUAAGAAGGAGCUCAAGACCGGCAAGGUCGUCCCGGAAGGCAAGAGCGCGACAGUUGAGAAGUACGAGAAAGACAUCGAGAAGCUCGACGCCCGUAUUGCCACGAUGGAGAUGCAAGCCGAGGACCGCGACAACAACAAGGAGGUCGCGCUCGGCACUUCCAAGAUUAACUACAUCGACCCACGUCUCACCGUCGUCUUCAGCAAGAAGUUCGAUGUGCCAAUCGAGCGCUUCUUCUCCAAGACCCUCCGCGAGAAGUUCGACUGGGCCAUCAAGUCAGUCGAUGAGGACUGGGAGUUCUAAAGCAUAUGCGGAGUGAGAGGCAGCGAGGAGAGGAUAUCUGACACUUAGCGAUGGAGAGGUGAUGAUUUGACAUUUUUGGCCACUGCUAUACCACCACGGCUUGCAAGGAGUUGAGGCAUCAGGAAACAACGGCUCGGCGAAGCAUGGUCCUGGCUGCUGUUGUGAUACCACUAUUCCUACCUCAUGCCAUCAAUAUGUAUCUUAGCGGUGAGAAGAUGAAACAUGGAAACUUACUACUAUC